CUCAUCUUCUUUUUCUUUAUCAUUCUAAACAACUCUGGAAUCUCAAUUUUCAAUCUAUUUUCUAUUGCUUCAAAAUUGAAUCUCUAUUGUUUUCUACAAUUUGUUUUUUUGUUUUUUUUUCAAAUAAAAUCACAAAGAUAUAGAUAUGGGUAUGAAGCUUGAUGAAGAAUAUGGAGCUGAUAGAUUAUUGCAAAUCGAAACUGACAAUGAAGAGAAUGAGGCACUUGAUACGCUUAAUGAAGACGACGAUACUGGAUCUGAUAUCUCUAAUCACUCUGUUCAUGCCCCUUUUCAUAGCCAACUUGAUUCUCCUACUUGGCCUCAGAGUUAUAGGAGGUCUAUGGACGUGUUCACAGGGGUGACCCCUCCAUCAUUGAGUUUUUUAAAGGGAAGCUCCAUAUUGAGUUCAGCAUACAUGAGGUCUCAAACUCUGACACCUGAACAUUCCCUCAGUAAACCUUUCAUUUCUUCUCCGAGCCUUGACAGGGAAGAAAUCCCAACUUCGAAUCCUUCAAAGCUAUCGAUCGUUUCUUCAGCAAGAUAUUCAGCACCAGAAUUGCCACCAUCACAGCAAUGUUCAUAUGCUCAAUCAGUUCUUAAUGCGAUAAAUGCUCUGUGUGGAAUAGGGAUCCUUUCGGUUCCUUAUGCACUCAAAGAAGGGGGGUGGUGUAGCCUUUUCCUUCUGUUUCUUUUUGGAAUCAUUACUUUUUAUACUGGAACUCUUCUGAAAAAAUGUUUAGAAAGCUCUCCUGGUAUUGAAACCUAUCCAGAUAUCGGACAAGCUGCCUUUGGAUUGUCUGGUCGAAUAUUUAUAGCUAUAGCCUUGUACGCCGAACUAUAUUCCUCUUGCAUAGAGUAUUUGAUUAUGAUGAGUGAUAACCUUGGCGCCCUAUUCCCGAAUAGUCACAUGGAGUUUGCUGGAAUUCAUCUGAAUUCUUAUCAAAUAUGUGCUAUUAUUUCUACCCUUAUCAUACUUCCAACCGUUUGGCUUAGAAAUCUCCGUUUGCUGUCUAUCGUUUCAGCCGGUGGAGUGAUUGCACUGAUUGUCGUGGUGAUCUGUUUGCUAUGGGUCGGGGUGGUUGAUGAUGUUGGAUUUCACCCAAGUGGAACGGCUAUUAACAUUGCAAGGUUACCUGUCACGAUUGGUCUUUAUAGUUUCUGCUAUGGAAGCCAUUCAGUUUUCCCAAAUAUCUACUCAUCAAUGAAAGAACCUUCAAAAUUCCCAUCUGUUCUUCUUAUAAGCUUCAGCGUUGCCUUUUUUUCAUACCUCGGAGCAGCGGUUUGUGGUUUUUUAAUGUUUGGUGAAAACACCAAUCCACAGUUCACUUUAAAUUUGCCAACAGAACUUGUUACUUCAAAAGUUGCAGCUUGGACAGUGGUCAUAGCCCCUCUCACAAAAUACGCGAUAACACUUACACCAGUAGCUUUUGGCAUAGAAGAAUUCCUACCUUCGCCUCAGCUUAGAACUUAUGUUGUAUCCUUACUCAUCAGAACACUUUUGGUGUUUUCAACUCUGGUCAUUGCAUUGGCAGUUCCAUAUUUUGGUUCUGUAAUGUCAUUGAUUGGGUCUUCACUAGUAAUGCUUGUGUCUUUAAUCCUUCCUUGUGUAUGCUACAUCCAACUAAGUAAAGAUCAAAUCACGCGAUUUCAGCUUGCAGCUUGCAGUUUCAUUAUAGUGGUGGGACUGAUUUCAGCUGUAUUUGGCACAUAUUCUGCACUUACAAACAUGGUCUAGUUUGAAGAUGGAAGACUCGGUCUCGUUAUUGAAAGAGUGAAUAGAGAUAUCUCUCUUCUGAUUCAAAAUCGUAGUUCUGGGAGUUGGGUUCUUGUACACUAUGCACACAGUGGUAAACAGAAAAACCAGAGUACACCAAUUUUGUAGAAUUGAUUGAGUGAUUAUGAAAUCGUAGUUGUAAUUAGCAAGAAUUGAGAUCUCGAUUUAUUAUUUUAACUCUUAAUGUUGGUUUUUUAAAACCCUUUCUACUGUACCUAAUCAUUGUAACAGUGGUUUAUUACAUUGUUACCUCAUGAUUUAGCAAUUAAUUAGACCAGCAAUUUGUUAUCA
Solanum lycopersicum (tomato) is the source of this 2065-nucleotide messenger RNA. Its product is annotated as amino acid transporter AVT1D-like. NCBI's taxonomy places the organism in Eukaryota, Viridiplantae, Streptophyta, Magnoliopsida, Solanales, Solanaceae. Gene Ontology annotation, cellular component: membrane. Gene Ontology annotation, molecular function: amino acid transmembrane transporter activity. The record is from RefSeq and is a predicted model, not a curated record. Gene Ontology annotation, biological process: amino acid transmembrane transport.